CGACACAACCGUGUAAAAACUUAUCAUGUGACUCGACAUGGGAAAGUAAAAGUAGAAGAAACAUCCUCAUCAUCUGCAAGAAAUCGUCAUUUAUCAUGUUAAAACCUAAAGCGCUCACACAAGUUUUGAGUCAGGCUAAUACAGGAGGUGUUCAGAGCACACUACUCUUGAACAAUGAAGGUGCCUUGUUGGCUUACUCUGGCUAUGGAGACAAGGAUGCCGCUGUGACAGCAGCCAUUGCCAGUAAUGUGUGGAUGUCGUACCAGAAGAGUGGGACCGUGGCCUUCAGUGAUGACAAACUCAAGUACAUUAUGUUAGAAUGUGAGGAAGGUAAAGUUGCCAUUACAAAGGUAGCCAAUCUUUUAUUGUGCAUUUGUUCAAAAGAAAAUGUUGGAUUUGGAAUUCUAAAGGCAAAGAUGGAGGCAUUAGCAUUAUAUCUUGAAGAACCUUUAUCGCAAGUAGCUGCAUCUUGACACAGAACAUGCUAAUUAUUUGUCUUAAUUAGAAGAAUGUGUUCAAGUAUUGUCUUGAAAGAACUCUUUAAAAAAAAAAGUUAUGAAUGUAAUUUUGAAAUGUCAUCUUGGAGCAGAGUUUGAAAAUGUAUAAUUUUUCUGAUGCUUAACGCAUUAUGUUGGGUCUACAGUAUAUGUCAAUUCCAUGUUUUAUUUCAAAACUUAAUAUGUAGAAUUAAGAUGUUAUCUUACAAUUCAUACUGGAUUAAUGAAGUGUUUUUGUACCAAAAUUAAAGAGCAUGCAUUUGAUAAUCAUUCAAUUUGUUUAAAACUCAGGUUUGGAAUAGUAUACAUCAUUCAAAUAAAUUGACAUUAAUUUCAAUUUUAGAACUUUUUUAAUAUUAUUAUUACAAGUACAGCUGCAAUUCAUUUAUGAAUACUGAAUUAUGUAUUGCUGACAAAAGUACCUGUUUUCAUUAAAGGCAUUUAGUACA
Molecule: messenger RNA, 946 nt
Organism: Magallana angulata
Lineage: Eukaryota; Metazoa; Mollusca; Bivalvia; Ostreida; Ostreidae
Product: ragulator complex protein LAMTOR2-like
Exons: 4
Coding region: 96-473 (125 amino acids)
Biological process (GO): positive regulation of TOR signaling; cellular response to amino acid stimulus
Cellular component (GO): Ragulator complex
Molecular function (GO): guanyl-nucleotide exchange factor activity; molecular adaptor activity
Source: RefSeq, a predicted model, not a curated record